GUGACGUGUCGCGCUGACGGCGGCCUCGGAGCUGCGGGAGAAGCGGGGGGCUGUAGUAGCAUGACAAGAUCUGGCUGCAGACGUCCUGCUUCGUUUUUCAGCGGUGUGCCGCUCCGGAAUCAGCCCCCUAACCCCUCCUUCUCCGCUCGUCUCUGGCCCGCCCAAAUAACACCAAAUUCCCGACUGAAUCCUGCCCGAGUCUGGGGGAACUGGGCGGCCUGGGAAGCCGUGGAGCGGUCCGAGGCCAUCCCUGCAGCAUAAAUCUGCUCUCCAGUAACAAAUGCAGUGCGAGGACAAUGGAUGAGGAUGUCACCAGGCUGUCGAUACAUUCUGGAGAGCCUAAAAUAAUAAUACACGGAUCGGAUGACGGUGGAGCCGGCGGGCAGGAGUUUGUUGUCGAGCUUCAAGAAACUGUGUUGGUUUCAGAAGGAGAGGGUGAAGGCAUGGCAGUGCACAGGUUUGCCCCCGAUGAGCUGGUCAUCCAGGAUGCUGUUGAGGAUGUGGUGUCUGAAUAUGUGCACGGCGAUGAUGACGAUGAAGAUGUUGCUGUAGAAACCUGUGUGAUGGCUCUGGAGGGUGAGGAGGAAGGUGUUGCCAUGGGAGACAUCCCGGAAGAUGGACUGGAUCCAGAGCAGCAGGAUGAUGACCAAGACGGCUGUGGAGAUUAUCUAAUGAUAUCCUUGGAUGAAGCUGGUAAAAUGGUGUCUGAGGAUGGAACGGAGGUGACGGUGGAAGGAGCUGUGGAGGAUCAGGAGGUGGAGAAGGAUGAAGAUGGACAAGAGGUGAUAAAGGUCUACAUCUUCAAGGCUGAUUCUGGAGAGGAUGACAUGGGAGAAUCGGUCGACAUCAGUGAUGGAGACGCAGAGAGUGUCGCUCUAACAGAGUCUACAGGCCAAGCGCUCAGAGAGAAGAUGGUUUACAUGUCUGUCGGGGAUUCUCACCACAAUCAAGGAAACCACGGAGUAGACGAUGGCGAGGGUUGUGAAAACCGGAACGGGGCUGCCAGCGCUCUGCUGCACAUCGACGAGUCCGAUGGGGUGGAUGAAAUCAACAGGCAGCGCACCAAGAACAGGAGGCGGUCGGAGCAUCGACAGGUCCAGACAGCGAUCAUCAUCGGUCCGUACGGCCAGCCGCUGACCGUGUACCCUUGCAUGCUCUGUGGGAAGAAGUUCAAGUCGCGAGGUUUCCUAAAACGCCACACUAAGAAUCAUCACCAGGACGUCCUGACCAGGAAGAAGUACCAAUGCACAGACUGUGACUUCACCACCAACAAAAAAGCCAGCCUCCACAAUCACAUGGAAGUGCACGCGCUCAGCAGCAAGGCGCCGUUCGAGUGUGAAAUGUGCGGUAAGGAGUUCCACCAGCAGGGGGCGCUGUUCUCCCACAGACUGCAGCACCACCACCGGGAGCCCAAAAGCCAGCCGCCUCCUCCACCCAACAAGAUGCACAAAUGCAAGUUCUGUAACUAUGAAACUGCUGAGCAGGGUCUGCUCAACCGGCACUUAUUAGCUGUUCACAGCAAAAGCUUCCCUCACAUCUGCGUGGAGUGCGGGAAAGGUUUCCGGCAUCCGUCAGAGUUGAAGAAACACAUGCGCACGCACACGGGUGAAAAGCCGUACUCCUGCAUGUACUGCGACUACAAGUCGGCCGACUCCUCCAACCUCAAAACGCACAUCAAGACGAAGCAUAGCAAGGAGAUGCCGUACAAAUGUGAGCGCUGUUUCCAGACCUUCGCCGAGGAAGAGGAGCUAAUGCAGCACGGACUGACGCACGAGGAGAACAAGACGCACCAUUGUGACCACUGUGACCACAAAAGUUCCAACUCCAGUGACCUGAAACGCCACAUCAUAUCCGUUCACACCAAGGACUACCCGCACAAAUGUGCCGUGUGCGGAAAAGGUUUCCACCGGCCGUCUGAACUGAAGAAGCACUCGGUGGCGCACCGCACCAAGAAGCUCCACCAGUGCCGGCACUGCAACUUCAAAAUUGCAGACCCGUUUGUUCUCAGUCGCCACAUCUUGUCUGUCCACACAAAAGAGCAGCAGGCCUCGCCUGAAAAGACAGAGACUAAGAGGACAGAGACGCACGCUCCUGUUGUAGCUCCUAAAAAGGCUGCAGCGAGCGCGUCGAGCGGUGCCGCCGGUCCGCCGGCUAGAGUCAGCGCCGCCAGCUUAGCUAGCAGCGUGACUGUAGUUAUCGGCAAAGGACAGAAGGAGAGGAGAAUCUACCAGUGCCAGUACUGCGACUACAGCACGGGGGACGCUUCAGGUUUCAAACGACACGUCAUUUCUAUUCACACGAAAGACUACCCUCACCGCUGCGAGAUCUGUUCCAAAGGCUUCAGGCGGCCCUCGGAGAAGAACCAGCACAUCAUGCGCCACCACAAGGACGUGGUGCAGGUGGAGUGACUCUGACCGAGCCAGAAACUGUGCCACGCGGACGCCCGAGCGUCCCAUCGCACCCCAGCUGUUGCACUCUCAGCACAGAAGCCACUCGGUGUGUGCUGCCCUUCAGUCCUCUGUUGUUUUUGCUCUUUUUCAAUCCUCAACCGAAUGUUUGCUCACAAACGGAAUCACAUGUACAUAACAUUACCCCCCCCCCCACACACACACCCCGCCUCCACAGGCUUGUGCUUUUAACUGCAUGUCCCUUUGCAGGUGUCUGUGUGCAUGGCAGAUCUUGCAGGUGUCUUUUUGUAGAUUCGGCAGGUAGCAAUCAGUUCCCAAUCACAACGGCCCGGACUAUUUGUCUUCGAUUUGAAAUGUACUUUUCAAAAAGUUUUUCCAUCAUUUUGUUAAAAUGAUACCCAACAGAGGUAUGGAUUAGCAUCCUGUUUAAUAGCACUUGUAAAAUUGAUUUUAUAUGUGUGUGUGUGUGUGUGUGAGAGAGAGAGAG
Messenger RNA from Nematolebias whitei (Rio pearlfish), 2895 nucleotides. RefSeq names its product zinc finger X-chromosomal protein. Lineage: Eukaryota; Metazoa; Chordata; Actinopteri; Cyprinodontiformes; Rivulidae. Gene Ontology annotation, molecular function: DNA-binding transcription activator activity, RNA polymerase II-specific; metal ion binding; RNA polymerase II cis-regulatory region sequence-specific DNA binding. Bases 297 to 2408 code for a protein of 703 amino acids. Gene Ontology annotation, biological process: regulation of transcription by RNA polymerase II. The transcript has 7 exons. The record is from RefSeq and is a predicted model, not a curated record. Gene Ontology annotation, cellular component: nucleus.